AUGAAGGAAAUUAAUAAAAAUCCCUCAAAUAAAAGAGAAUUCCGAGGCAUACAGACAGCCAGUGCUGUAGAAUCCUGGAAUGCCGGUCCACGAAGUAGGAUAAGCGGAAUUACUAAUCACGGCGCAACUUGCUACUUAAAUACACUACUACAGAUUCUUUUCCACACUCCAGAUCUGACAAGCUUUCAGAUUUUACAAGAAAUUUUGAUUCUCUUUUCAAAUCUUUUGAAAGGAGACGGAACUCCAAUUUCUGCCAAAGCUCUAACGGAAAGUUUCGGCUGGACUUCAGAUGAAGUGCAUAUCCACCAGGAUAUUCAGGAAUUGAAUCGCUUACUGUUUGAAGAAUUGGAAGAUAAUUUAAAAAAUACAAUUGAAAGAAACCUCAUUAAUGACCUAUACAAGGGAUGUUUGAAAACGACAGAUGAAUUCCAAGAUGUCAACUUGUCGGUUUCUGAUUGCGAUUCAAUCGAAUUAGCCCUUGACAACCAUACACAAACGGAAACACUUGCUGGCGAUAAUCAAUACUUCUGCGAAAUAUGUAAAGGUCGAGUUGAUGCAAUAAAGGUAUUUAGAAAUGAUUGA
Rodentolepis nana is the source of this 582-nucleotide messenger RNA. NCBI's taxonomy places the organism in Eukaryota, Metazoa, Platyhelminthes, Cestoda, Cyclophyllidea, Hymenolepididae. The record is from the annotation of a GenBank genome assembly.